Molecule: messenger RNA, 1017 nt
Organism: Rotaria socialis
Lineage: Eukaryota; Metazoa; Rotifera; Eurotatoria; Philodinida; Philodinidae
Source: the annotation of a GenBank genome assembly
AUGAAAUUUUACUUGAAUUGCUUAAAAGUAGUUCGGCUAUAUUCGAUCAAUUUUAAUCGUCAAUUAUCAAUCAGUCAUAAAUAUUUUCAACGACCAGAAACAUUGCCGAAUGUAUUCGAUCGAAAAACUAAAUUAAAACAACGCGAACGAACUUGUCUCGAUCCGGACUAUAAGAUUUAUUCCUAUGUACAUGAACGUGUUGCUCAAAGUCUUGUUGAUAGAAUAUUCGAUAUAAAACGAACAUUUGAAUCGGCACUUGACUUUGGUUGCGGUCGAGGUUUAACUGCAAGUGAAUUAACUAAAGAUGUUGUUAAACGUAUCACUAUGAUCGAUAGUUCAUCAUUGAUGCUUGAUCAAAUACGUCCACCUGUUGAAGAAAAUGGACAUGACGGAAUAGAGAUCAUUAAAAAGCAUAUAGACGAAGAACAAUUCUCCGGCGAUGAAUCAUCAUAUGAUCUUGCGUACAGUUGUUUGAGUCUUCAUUGGAUUAAUGAUCUUCCUGGUGUGUUACGGAAAGUUUUACAUGCAUUAAAAAACGAUGCACCUUUCAUCGGUGCAAUGUUUGCUUCGGAUACUCUAUAUGAACUUCGUGUUGCACUUCAAUUAGCCGAAAACGAACGUGAAGGAGGUUUUGCUGCUCAUAUAUCGCCAUUUGUUGAACCACCAGAUAUAGGUGGUCUUCUACAACGUAUUGGCUAUAAUAUAGUAACAUUGGAUCUUGAUGAGAUUCAUAUUGAUUAUCCUUCAAUGUUUGAAUUAAUGUUUGAUCUUAAAGGCAUGGGUGAAAAUAAUUGUAGUUGGAAUAGACGAUUAACAUUGAAACGCGAGACACUUCUAGCAGCUCAAGCUAUUUAUCAAAAUAUGUAUGGUAAUAAAGAUGGGUCGAUUCCAGCUACCUAUCGUAUAUUGUACUUCAUUGGUUGGAAGCCCGACCCUAGUCAAAAAGGUCCAGCUAAGCGUGGCUCAGCCAAUGUAUCCUUCAAGGAUAUAGACAAAGUGUUAUCUACAAAAAAGUAG